Messenger RNA from Engraulis encrasicolus (European anchovy), 1269 nucleotides. It is a transcript of the gene unc50, whose product is annotated as unc-50 homolog (C. elegans). Gene Ontology annotation, cellular component: Golgi membrane. NCBI's taxonomy places the organism in Eukaryota, Metazoa, Chordata, Actinopteri, Clupeiformes, Engraulidae. The record is from RefSeq and is a predicted model, not a curated record. The transcript is spliced from 6 exons. The coding region runs from base 105 to 896 and encodes 263 amino acids.
CCUGGCUACGUGUUCACUUUGAAGUAGGAAGUUCCCCAGCUAGUGAUAGGGUAGCUAACGUUAGCAAAACUGCUGUUGGAGGGCCUUUUGGUCUUGCAGCAACCAUGUUGCCGACCACCUCCUACUCCCCUCUGAGCCAGAGUGGCAGCAACGGCAGCCUGGGCUCCCGCGACGCUGCACGCCACACGGCCGGCGCCAAGCGCUACAAGUACCUGCGGCGGCUGCUGCACUUCAAGCUGAUGGACUUUGAGUUCGCCAUAUGGCAGAUGCUCUACCUGUUCACCUCGCCGCAGCGCGUCUACCGCAACUUCCACUACCGCAAGCAGACCAAAGACCAGUGGGCCAGGGAUGAUCCGGCCUUCCUCGUGCUUCUCAGCAUCUGGCUCUGUGUGUCCACCAUGGGCUUUGGGUUCGUGCUGGACAUGGGCAUCCUGGAGACUCUGAAGCUGCUGCUGUGGGUGGUCUUCAUAGACUGCAUCGGUGUGGGGCUGCUCAUCUCCACCCUCAUGUGGGUGGUGACCAAUAAGUACCUCAUGAAGCACCCCAGUAAGGACUACGAUGUGGAGUGGGGAUACGCCUUCGAUGUUCACCUGAAUGCAUUUUACCCCCUGCUCGUCAUCCUACACUUCCUACAGCUCUUCUUCAUAAACCAUAUAGUGGUCAUCAACUCAGACUGGUUCUUGGGCUACUUCGUAGGGAACACCUUGUGGCUGACUGCCAUCGGGUACUAUUUAUACAUCACCUUUCUGGGAUACAGCGCGCUGCCGUUCCUGAAGAACACAGUGGUGCUCCUGUACCCCUUUGCUCUGCUGGGCCUGGUGUACGUGCUGUCCCUCGGCCUGGGCUGGAACUUCACCAAGGGCCUCUGCUGGUUCUAUAAGUACCGGGUCCAGUAGGAGGACAGAACAGACGUGGCCCGAGUACUGCCUCCCUCCAGGACCCCAGCAAUGACUGUACAAUAAUGUUAUGGUUACAGCAUGGCUCAAUGGAUUUGAAGCACUUUCAACUGUUGGGCUAAAAGACUUUAUCUUUUUCUUUUGUUCCUGAAGAGGGGGAUAUGCAGAGAGACUGACUCGCUUUUGCUUUUUUUUUUCCUCCCCCACACCUUUUUUUUCCGGAUUGUUUUGAAUGGGCCUGUGUGUGCCAUGCUUGUUUUUUUUUGUAUAUCAUGUAAAUAUUACUGUGGUUGUAGAUAUGCGAGGAAAAAAGGUGAGAAAUGAUUGUGGAUUUUUUGUGGGGAUGCUUUUUUUUAAAAGGAACAAAAAAAUA